Molecule: messenger RNA, 1626 nt
Organism: Callorhinchus milii (elephant shark)
Lineage: Eukaryota; Metazoa; Chordata; Chondrichthyes; Chimaeriformes; Callorhinchidae
Gene: comta
Product: catechol-O-methyltransferase a
Biological process (GO): catecholamine catabolic process; developmental process; dopamine metabolic process
Cellular component (GO): dendrite; axon; membrane
Molecular function (GO): catechol O-methyltransferase activity; magnesium ion binding
Source: RefSeq, marked provisional
UCCGUACAGUGCCUUUCACGUCAGGACGACAUUUCAAAACUUUACAGCUAAAGAGUUAACACAGUGGCCUGUGAUAUUCUCCCCUCGGCUGCACUUUGUGGACCUUACACUUAGAUUAGAAUCCCAGUUAAAGUGGAAUUUGGACUCCCAGCGGAGUCGGAUUGCUUUCGAAAAGAUGAGUUAUUGGGGGAACUAAAAGGUCCAAAAAUAGCGCAAUGGAGUAAGGAUUAUCAUUAUAAGACAAUCUAAUAAUAUCUGAUCCGUAGCAAUAUCGAGGAGAGCCUCCUGACGUGAAAGGCACUGCACAAAUGUAACUUGUUGUUGCACAGAUGGUGGCGUACCUCCCAACGCUGGGAGUUUUAGCAGCGAGUCUGUUUCUGGUUUUCCUGUUGCUGCGGAGAAUGGUCAGGACACACAGCGCGACAGCUAUAUUCUGGCACACCGUCCUCCAGGAGAAAAUGACGAACCUGGUGAAGGGCAAGAGCAGGGAGAGCAGGAUCUUAGAUUUUGUGUUGCAGAACGGGGUGAGGGGAGAUGCAAAAAGUGUGGUGGAUUCCAUCGAUAAAUACUGCAGAGAACAGGAAUGGGCCAUGAAUGUGGGCGAUGAGAAAGGCGCCAUCUUGGACAAGGUGCUGGAAGAAGCGAAUGCGUCCACAGUGCUGGAGUUGGGAACAUAUUGUGGCUACUCCGCCCUGAGGAUGGCACAAGUUCUAAAACCGGGAGCUCGUCUGCUCACCAUUGAGUUCAACCCGGCCAACGCCAACAUUGCCAAACAAGUCUUCCAUUUCGCUGGGGUUGAGGACAAGGUGAGCAUCCUGGAGGGCUCCACGGAGGACAUUAUCCCGCAGCUGAAGAAGAAGCACGAUGUGGACACGCUAGACUUUGUGUUUCUGGAUCAUUGGAAGGACAGAUACGUCCCGGAUACAAAGCUCCUGGAGGAGUGUGGGCUGCUGAGGAAGGGCACUGUCCUGCUGGCAGACAACGUGAUCAGCCCGGGAGCCCCCGAGUUCCUGCAGUACGUACGCGGAAGCUCUCGCUACGACUGCACCCACUACCCCUCCCACCUGGAGUAUAGCGAAGUGGAGGAUGGGCUGGAAAAGGCCGUGUUUAAGAGCUAACUAACGGCUCAGCAAACGCGCGUCGUGUCGGGAAAGCGAGACGGUCACCGGUGCUCGACGCGGCCUCAAAUAGUGUCAAUUCGUGGGUUUGUAUAAUUUUUAGUAGCAGUGAUAUUUUGGGAGGAAAGAACUUAAGGACAGGAUUGUGAAUUUGGAAUAGCUGUUCCCUUGUGUAUCGAAGCUUUCUGAUAGUACAAUGCGCCCCCUUCCUAAGCGUCCGUCCCAAACCCAGCUGAACAGGUUUCCUUUGCGAGAGACCCCAGGCUGCUGCGUGAUCCUGUUGCAGAUGUAGAGGUCACUGUUCUGGGGAUGAUAAAUUGUAACCCGAAUUUUGCUGAGAAAUAACAAGAGAAGCCAAGAUUCCUAAUCGCAUGCCAGACACUCAUUGUUGGGAUUUAAUAUUUACACUUUAGUUUGGUUCAGGUUUCUGCUCACAACUCAAUGUCAAUGUGUGCCACAUGAUAAACUACAGACUGUAAUAAAACACACUGGAUUGCUCCUCGCUGGG